AUGGACGGCAACAAACGUCGCCCUGGUCGUGGCGGUCGAGGCGGCCGCGGCGGUAAGAGAGGCAUGCAUUCGCAAUCUCAAUCUCAUCGCGGCGGAAGACCCAGCCAGAACCAACCUCGUCCUGAGCAGCAGCAAGACACUUCCGAGAAUACCAUUAUGGAGGAUGUUGCUCCUCCCGCAGCCGCAGCUGCCCCCGAAGCAGGUGCCUUUAGCACACGUCGCUUCGACAGUCUUUUGGAGAACAACCAGGUUGAUCCCAUCGUCGUGCGCACCAUCACAAACGAUAUGAAGUUCGAGUUCAUGACACCUGUGCAAGCCAGUACUCUGGACGAGCUUCUUCCUCCCCAGCGCAACGACUGCCUCGUUCAGGCCCGCACUGGAACCGGUAAGACGAUGGCUUUCCUCCUACCUGCCCUGCAGACCAUGAUCAACCAGAAGCGCGGCUCCGGCAGCGGCAUCUCUCUGCUUGUCAUUUCACCCACUCGCGAGCUCGCUCAGCAGAUUGCAGCCGAGGCCACCAGGGUUCUCAAGAACCUCCCUCAGUAUCGCGUGCAGUGUGUCAUGGGCGGAACCAACAAGGACCGCGAAGAGAGAGCUAUCCUCGGCGGCUGUGAGAUUCUCAUCGCUACACCCGGUCGUCUUUUGGACCACAUGUCCAGCGAGGAUAUCCGUUACUCCAUGCGCCACGUUGACACUCUGGUCCUCGACGAAGCGGACCGUCUUCUUGACAUGGGCUUCCUCAAGGAUCUUCGCUCAAUUGUCAAGCAACUUCCUGACAAGGCCAAGACCAACCGCCAGGGCAUGCUCUUCUCUGCUACCAUUGCUCCCCACGUGAAGCAGGUGGCCGAGCUCGUGUGCUCACCUCAGUACAAGUUCAUCUCGACCAUCCCCGAGGGUGAGGUCAACACCCAUGAGCGCGUUCCUCAGUUCCUUGUCCAGGUUCCUACCUUUUCCGACUUGGCGCCUGCCAUGGUGGGAGUCGUUCGCGAGGAGGCCACUCGAGGCCAGGACUUCAAGGCGAUUCUGUUUGCGACUACUGCUGCGAUUGCCGACUUUUACAACAGCAUCCUCGUGGCCACCCCCGGUUUGCCGCCCGUGUCGGUUCUGCACAGCCGCAUGACACAGAGCAAGAGGACCCGGAUUACCAACGAAUACCGAACUGCUCGCAACGCUAUUCUCGUAGCGACCGAUGUUGUCGCUCGAGGAAUGGAUUUCCCUGGUGUCACCGCUGUUAUCCAAGUCGGUCUGCCCUCUGACAAGGAGAGCUACAUCCACCGUCUGGGCCGAACUGCAAGAGCGGACGCUGAUGGCCGAGGAAUCCUCAUUGUCUGCGAAACGGAGGGUUUCUUCCCCAAGUACACCCUCAAAGAGAUCAACUUUCAGCCCCGUGAGGCCGACCUGUCGCCAACUCAGGACGUUAUCGACCUAGCCUCCAAGAUGGAAGACGACGCAAAGGCAAAGGUUUACCAAGCCUGGUUGGGCUACUACAACAGCCACAUGAAGUCUCUUAAAUGGGACAAGACCGAGCUCGUCCGCCAGGGCAACAAGUUUGCGUACACAGGCCUUGGAUCUCCCGAAACCCCAGCUUUGCAAAAGUCCACUGUUGGCAAGAUGGGUUUGAAGGGCGUCAAGGGUCUGAACAUCACGGCCGACCGACCUCGCACUAAGCAUGGAGCUCCUGGCGGCCACGGUGACAACGGACGCGGAAAGCGAGGAAGAAUGUAA
Molecule: messenger RNA, 1725 nt
Organism: Fusarium pseudograminearum CS3096
Lineage: Eukaryota; Fungi; Ascomycota; Sordariomycetes; Hypocreales; Nectriaceae
Exons: 1
Coding region: 1-1725 (574 amino acids)
Cellular component (GO): mitochondrion
Molecular function (GO): ATP binding; nucleic acid binding
Source: RefSeq, a predicted model, not a curated record